Peromyscus leucopus (white-footed mouse) is the source of this 455-nucleotide messenger RNA. Its product is annotated as small EDRK-rich factor 1-like. The transcript is spliced from 2 exons. The record is from RefSeq and is a predicted model, not a curated record. The coding region runs from base 1 to 231 and encodes 76 amino acids. NCBI's taxonomy places the organism in Eukaryota, Metazoa, Chordata, Mammalia, Rodentia, Cricetidae.
AUGAGCAACAAGGACGCUGGCUCCAGGCAGGAUGGUCCCCGCCUCGCAGGUGGAAAUCAAAGAGAACUUGCCCGCCAGAAAAAUAUGAAAAAACCCCAGGAAAUUAGCAAAGGAAAAAGAAAAGAGGAUAGCUUGACUACCUCUCAGAGAAAGCAGAGGGACUCUGAGAUCAUGCAGCAAAAGCAGAAGAUAGCCAAUGAGAAGAAAUCUAUGCAGACAAGAGAAAAAUGAUGACUGGCUUUGUGGAAAACGCGGGUGCUAUAGCCAGUGGGUGCAUCAUAAGCUCUAAGAUCAGAAUUUCUCAGAGUGACUAAUCAUUACAUGUGUCAUAACUUAUCCUUAUAAAACUGACUAUUUUAAACUUUACUUUUCAGCCUUACUUAAUAUGAUGUUUUAAGACCAUUCUUCAAAGAAUAAAGUACUGACCAUGCAUGUGAAAAAAAAAAAAAAAAAAA